Messenger RNA from Echinostoma caproni, 1257 nucleotides. Lineage: Eukaryota; Metazoa; Platyhelminthes; Trematoda; Plagiorchiida; Echinostomatidae. The record is from the annotation of a GenBank genome assembly.
AUGGGCCGUUCGGAAAAGCAUAAAGGCAAGCGUCAUGAUGUAAAAGAUCAAACUCAGUUGGGGAAACCCAUCCCCGGUGCGGCGGGAUCUACAUCCUCCGGUGUUGUUUGUACCCCUCGGGAUGAGUUUGGUGCGAAGGAUAUGCGCCAUUUGUUGCAAUUACGUGCCGAUCAUCCUUGCCGUCCCCUAUGGAUCGGUCCGGACGGACACAUCUUCCUUGAAGCAUUUGGUCAGUUGGCACGACAGGCGCAAGACUUCUUGGUGGCAAUCGCAGAGCCUGUGUGUCGCCCCACGCACAUUCAUGAGUACAAAUUGACUUCCUACUCCUUGUAUGCCGCGGUCUCAGUCGGGUUACGAACCGGGGAGAUAAUUGGUUGUCUUCGUCGGCUCUGUAAGACCGAUCUACCUGCAGGCAUUGUAGCUUAUAUUCGGAGUUGCACUCUGUCCUACGGAAAAGCCAAGUUAGUGCUUAAAGGGGGACGAUUCUUCGUCGAGAGCCCGCAUCGUCGGUUUUUGCAGCAGUUAGCUAAUGACUCGAUCGUGCGUCAGUGCCUAAUUCGAACACGUCCCCCAGAUGACCAAGGGGAUGGAGCUCCGGACACCGUUGUAUUGUACAAUGCGGCUGAGCUGGCCCAAACGGAUCCGAUUUCAUUUGCUGGCACAGAGCAGACCACACAAAAUUCAGGCUUAGGUGCUGCGGCCAUGGAAGUGUUACAUUUGUAUGCCCAAUUAGAUGCAGAGGAAGAAGCGAAGGCGGAACAGGCAGAGAAAUGCGGUGAUGAUGGAAAGAAUACAAAAAACAAUUUUCUCACUUCGGCCGGCACCAACUUGGAUUUGGAUGCCAUCGGGAUGGAAUCUGAAGCGGCCGACCGUGAAGGGGAACUAGACGAUGAAUCACUAGACGGGGAUUCUGUUGUGGACGCGAAGCAUGGAUUUGCGGCUCCCGAGAAUGCCACCCUUUUAGCUAUGGAGGUUAUUCAAGAUCAGAUCGAGCUCUUACAGCGACGGUGUAUCGAGUUGGAGGUUCCCCUGUUGGCUGAGUACGAUUUUCGACAGGAUAAAUUGAAUCGGGACAUAGCAAUUGAUUUGAAAGCAAGCACUACACUACGUCCGUAUCAGGAGCGUAGCUUACGCAAAAUGUUUGGCAACGGACGUGCCCGGUCCGGUGUGAUUGUUUUGCCUUGUGGCGCAGGAAAAACAUUGGUAAGCGUUUACCGUGAAUUGGUUAUGAUCCGGUUCUCUAAUCCUGAUACAUAA